GCCGCUGCCGAGGGGUGGGGAUUUGCCCUUUGGACGUGUCAUGUAUUGUAUCGUUCUUACAGCCAAUCGUUUCAUCGAAUGUUCCAAGAGUUUAAAAACUCUGUUUCAACAUCUUGUGACUGACAGCAAAAGCAGGAACACGGACAAACCAGCAGGACAUGAGUGCUCCAGCUGCCGGCUACGAAACCCCAGCGCCAAGUCCUCUCAGUCAGCCCGUGCCAUUGUCUGAACUGGAAAUCACACACACAAAGAUCUUCAUAAAUAAUGAAUGGCAUAAUUCCAGCAGCGGCAACAAGUUUGCAACCUACAACCCGGCCACUGGAGAGAAAAUCUGUGACGUGGAAGAAGGCGAUAAAGUGGAAGUUGAUAAGGCUGUAAAGGCAGCCAGAGAUGCCUUUCAGAUUGGAUCAGUGUGGCGCAGGAUGGACGCUUCUCAAAGAGGAAGGCUCUUAAAUAAACUUGCUGAUCUAAUGGAACGAGAUCGUGUUGUACUGAGUACAAUAGAAUCUAUUGAUGCUGGAAAGCUCUUCCUUCAAGCAUACUUUAUUGACUUAGAUGCUUCAAUUAAAACAAUACGUUACUAUGCUGGCUGGGCUGACAAAAUCCAAGGAUACACAAUUCCUGUUGAUGGUGAUUAUCUCACAUUUACAAGACAUGAGCCAAUUGGGGUGUGUGGCCAAAUUAUACCCUGGAACUUCCCGCUGCUGAUGUUUGCAUGGAAGCUUGCUCCUGCUCUUUGCUGUGGCAACACAGUGGUUAUUAAACCAGCUGAACAAACUCCUCUGACUGCACUGUACAUGGGAGCAUUAAUCAAAGAGGCAGGAUUUCCCCCAGGGGUGGUGAAUAUUGUGCCAGGAUAUGGAAGAACUGCAGGAGCAGUUAUGGCCAGCCAUAUGGACAUAGAUAAAAUCGCCUUCACUGGUUCUACUGAGACUGGUAAACUAAUACAGGAGGCUGCUGGCAAGAGUAAUCUAAAGAGAGUAACACUGGAACUUGGAGGGAAGAGCCCAAACAUCAUAUUCGCCGAUGCAGACUUGGACUAUGCCGUGGAGCAAGCUCAUCAUGGUCUGUUCUUCAAUCAGGGACAGUGCUGUUUGGCAGGAUCCAGAAUAUUUGUGGAGGAAUCAAUCUACAAAGAAUUUGUUUGCAAGAGCAUCACCCUCGCACAGAAGUAUGUUAUUGGAGAUCCCCUAAAUGAAGCCGUCACCCAUGGACCACAGAUUGAUAAAAAGCAGUACGAUAAAAUUCUCGAUUUAAUUGAGAGUGGGAAGAAAGAAGGAGCUAAGCUGGAAUGUGGAGGUUUGCCAUGUGGAGAUAAAGGCUUCUUCAUUCAGCCUACAGUUUUCUCAGAAGUUACAGAUGAAAUGCGCAUUGCCAAGGAAGAGAUCUUUGGACCGGUGCAACAAAUAAUCAAGUUUAAAACAGUUGAAGAAGUCAUUAAGAGAGCUAACAACACCCACUAUGGCUUAGUUGCUGCAGUUUUCACCAAAGACAUCAAUAAAGCACUAACCUUGGCUUCAGCUCUUCAAGCUGGGACUGUGUGGGUUAAUUGUUACAAUGCAUUGCAUGUUCAGAGUCCUUUUGGAGGAUUUAAAAUGUCUGGAAACGGUAGAGAAAUGGGAGAAUAUGGUCUUCAGGAAUACACCGAAGUUAAGACCAUCACCAUCAAAAUUCCACAGAAGAAUUCUUAAAGUAUUGCACAUUAAAAUAGUUGAAGAAUAGAAAGAGACUGUGAUUUGAGAUUUGUAAAGUCUAAAGUUAAACAUCACAUUUCAUCUGUGUAGUUUCACAAUAAAUGCAGCAGCUGUACUCAAUUCUCUAUGAAAAAAUGUAUCAAAGUAGAAUUUUGCUGUUAGUAUUUACACGGCAAAACAACAAUUAGAAAUAUGGUUCUACCAUUUUAUAGUUUGGAAGUUUUGUUUUGAGCAUUUCAAGUUUUUAUCACAAUAAACGAUUGAUCUUAUGUAACUUUGUCAAUCAAACUAGAGGUCCGUUUCCUCGAUAUUUGCCUCAAUUUACAAAUCCAUCAAAAUAGCUUUGAAAUACAUUUACUUGUCUGCCUGGUGAAGUGCACAUCUUUGUCCUGUAUAUUGUUUCUUCCUUUAUUUUCCAAUAUUUCUUGAUGGAUAAAGGUAACAUAAAUUGUGUUUAUGAUAUCAGAACAGAAUGAAUAAAAUAUAAUUGCUCUGGCAUCAGAAAAUUUAGAACAAUGCAGGAUCUAUCAGAUUUGACAAGCAAGAUUAAAUCCCUCAGCUAGAUCUAUGGGGACCAGUCACAUAAAUGUUGGAGCUAAAAAGAGCAGGUGAGAAUUUGGGUAUCCCCCAUUGAGUAAUGAACUUUCUGGCUCUCCAAAUCCUAUCCAUCAUCUAUAAAGCACAAGUGUGAUAUAAAAAAAACACUUGUCUUGAUAAAAGAAACUAUGUAUAACUCUAGAGUGAAUGGACAACAAUUUAAAAAAAGGAAAAUGCAAAACUUAGCUCAAAUGCUGAUAAUUGGUAAUGAUGCAAAGAACAAAAGAAAUUAGAAGUAGUAGAACGAGGUGCAAGCAUUAAGCUGUGACUCCAAUGUCACAAUCCUAUAGUGACCUCAAACCUUCAAGGUUACCUCCAUUAUCCUUAUUCUCUGGGAUGCACAUUUCCAGCUAUCAAAGAAUUACAAACCACCAUCACCCAAAAAUUAUCUGUAUGAAAUAUACAAUGCUACUAAAUUUAAGAUACACACACGGAACACUGAAGGAACUCAGCAUGUCAGGCAGCAUCUGUGGAAAAGAGUAAACAGUUAAUGUUUCAGGCCAAGACCAUUCUUCAGGACUGAGAAGGAAGGGGGAAGGUGCCAGAAUAAAAGGAUGUGGGGAAAGGAAAGAGGCUAGCUGGAAGGUGAUAGGUGAAGCUAGAUGGGUGGAAAAGUUCAAGGGCUGGAGAAGAAAGAAUCUGAUAGGAGAUAGCUUAUACAUUGGCCAAGUGGUUAAGGCAUUGGACUAGCAACCCGAAGGUCAUGAGUUCGAGCCCCAGCCAAGGGAACAUGUUGUAUCCUUGAGCAAGGCACUUAAUCACACAUUGCUCUGCAACGACACUGGUGCCAAGCUGUAUGGGUCCUAAUGCCCUUCCCUUGGACAACAGAGACUUGCAGCAUGGGCAACUACUGGUCUUCUAUACAACCUUGCCCAGGCCUACACCCUGGAGAGUGAAGACUUUCUAGGCGCAGAUCCAUGGUCUCGCAAGACUAACGGAUGCCUUUACUUUCAUUAAAAUUUUAAAAAGACUUGUGUGGUAAAAUGCAGCAAAUACUGUAAUUGUGUUUGGUCUGUGCUGCCUCUAUCAAACUGUAGAGCAGUCUACUUCCACUGAAACAACAUUGUUAAGUUUGUAACUGCAGUGGGGGAGGAGAAGUUCUUGGCUGAAGUGAAAAGAAAUGUUUCACUAAUCAACACUCGAUUUGCUCCUGUAAAAUUUGCAUGAAAACAAACAAUACCUAUUUAGGCCCGAACUUCCAAUGAAAAUUCUUUUGUUUGCAGCUAACAAGUAGCUCAUUUAUAAACAACUGCUUGCACCGUUCCCACAGUGAUUCAUGCAAAUAUACAUUAUGAACAUGUGAAUGAGGAGCUGGAGAAGGCCACCCAGCCCCUUAAACCUAGUCUGCCAUUUAACAUGAUGAAGAAUAAUCUGAUUUUAUGUUCCUCUCUCUAUUCCAUAUACCUGCAAAAACCUGUCUUCAAAGUAUUCAAACAUUUUUCCAACAACACUCCUUACAAAAGGGUCCAAAGACUCCAACUCUCUGAGAGAAAAGAUUUCACCCUAUUUCUGUUAAAAUGAGAAAAUUCCUAUUUUUUUAAAAUGAGAAACCUAGUUCUAGAUUCUCCCAUAAAAUGAAUCACUCUUUCCACAUCCAAUUCCUUAAGACUUCCAAGGAUGUUACAGUAAAAUAAUUUCAGGUGGUCUUUUCUUAAGAAAUUAUAAUUAUGGACCAUUUUAAAACCUGAUAGAACUGACUUUACAUCAAAUAUAAUUAACUAAUAUAAAAUCAGACUGAGCCCUGAAUUCUUCAUUCUAAAUGCUCCUUGAAUUUUUAUAUAAAAGUUUUUAACUUAAAUUUUUAGCUACAUAACAAAUAAUUAACAAAAACAGCUACAUAAUAACCAUUGAGGCAUAUACAGUUAACAUUUCUGAUUGAGACUUUCAUCAAGAUUGGAAUGGAAGGGGGAAGAACCCACCCAUCUUCUGUAUUCCUGGCUUCAGCUAUCACCUCAUACUUCCCCUCUCCCCACCUUCUUAUUCUGGCUUCUUGCCUGUCCCUUUCCAAUCCUGAUGAAGGUUCGCAGCCCAAAAUGCCAACCGUUUAUUCUUCUCCAUUGAUGCUGCCUGACCUACUGAGUUCCUCAAGAAUUUUUUCUGUGUUGUUCUGGAUUUUCAGCAUCUGCAGAAUAUCUUGCAUUUAUAGUAAGUGUUAAGAUGAUUUUUAAAAAAUACCCACAUUGAAAUGUCUGCUCUUUAUUAAAGAAAUGCAACAAAGAUUGCAUACACUCACAAAUCG
Mobula hypostoma (lesser devil ray) is the source of this 4530-nucleotide messenger RNA. RefSeq names its product retinal dehydrogenase 2-like. The record is from RefSeq and is a predicted model, not a curated record. The coding region runs from base 159 to 1691 and encodes 510 amino acids. Lineage: Eukaryota; Metazoa; Chordata; Chondrichthyes; Myliobatiformes; Myliobatidae. The transcript has 14 exons. Gene Ontology annotation, molecular function: benzaldehyde dehydrogenase (NAD+) activity.